AUGCUAAGUGUUAGAAAUUAUUUCUUUAAAAAUGUGGUUUUAAAAGAGAAAACUCGCCUCAUGAAAUAUAAUAUACUGAAAAAAAACUACUCGAGAAUAACAAGUGUAAACAUAAAUAAUUGGAAUAGUAUACAUAAGGAAAUACUAAGUAAGAUUCGAGAAAGUGAUUUUGUUUCUAUUGAUGUUGAAUAUACUGGAUUGCAUUUAAAAGAUGAGAGAUAUAUAUCCAUUGAUUCAAGUUAUGAAGCUCAUUGUUAUGGUGCCAAAUCUUUUUUCCCCUGUCAAAUAGGAAUAACUAUUGCUAAGAAAAAGGAUAUAAUAACACAUGAUAAAUGUAACGAGAUUAAAAAUAAUAUUAUAAAAAAUAAAAGCAUACAUAAUAUUAAAGUUUUUGAAAAUAAUUAUAAUGUUAACAAAGUUUACCCUAUGAAAAAUGAGCAAGAGUGGGACAUAUCGCCAUAUUGCAUAUAUAUAUUCCCAAAAGAAAAUAAAUAUUUUAGUGUUUCUACUUCAACACUUAUAUUUUUAAAAGAAAAUAAUUUUGAUUUUAAUGAGUGGAUAUUUAAUGGUGUAAGUUAUUUAAGACCAAAUGAAGAAGACGAAAAAAAAAAACAUAUCUUUGAAAAAAUUGAUGGAUUAAAAAAUUUACUUAAUAAGUGUAACGCAAAGAAUGAUUAUAACAAAGAAACUAGAGAAAAUAAAAUAGAUAUAAAUAAAAUUAUUAACGAAAUAGAAAAUUAUAAAGCUGUAGAUGAUGAAGAUAAACAAGCAGUUAUUGAAAUCAUAAAAAAAAUUGAUAUAUGGUUAUCUAAUGAAAAUGAAACUCAAUUUAACAAUAUUUCUAAGGAUGAGCUAGGAGCCCCAAUUAAUUCACCUCUUCAAAGUAUUGGUAGUGACGGGGGUAAAUUGGAUGAGCUGAAACACAUAAACCUAUCUAAUGAAUGCUACAAAGGUGGUGAUUAUAAAAAUAGCAGCUAUGAAACUUUUAUAAACAAUGAUAAAAAUCUUGAUAAUAGGAAUAAACCUAUGCAUAAUUCUACUGAAGGCGAUGAAAAAAUUUCAGAAAAUUUUAAAAGUUUGAAUUUGGGUAAUAAUGAAGGAUAUGAUAAAUGCCCUUUAUAUAUUGAAAUAGAAAAUCCAUAUCUCAGAUUACUUGCACAUACAUUAAUUACAAAAUAUUUUAAUUCAAUUUUUUGUAUAUCUGUUAAAUUGAACGAUAAGAAAAAUUUAGCAAUAUAUAAAACUGAAAAAGAUUCUUAUAAUGAACAAAUAAAAGCAUUGCAUAUGGAAAUAGAAAAAAUAAAUGAAACUAUUGGUGUUAGAUUAUUAUUUGAUGAAAUUAUAAAAAGUAAUAAAAUACUAAUAGGGCAUAACUGCUUUUACGACAUUUUGCAUAUAUACCAAACAUUUUAUCAUGAAUUACCAGAUUCGAUUCAUGUUUUUAAAAGAAAAUGGACAGAAUUAUUUCCAUAUACAGUUGAUACAAAAUAUAUGAAUGAAACAAAUGAGUAUCUAUAUUCAUUAAAUGGGCCUGCAACAUUAAAAGGCUUAUGUGAGUAUAUGGCAUCAUUAAUUUCUUCAAGUAAAGACUUUGAUUUUUUUUUUAAUUUUCGCAAUGGGAAUAUAUUAGACCUUCAACAAUGUCUUAUUCCUUUUGUAAAAGAUGAAAAAGGUGAGGCAAAUUCGUCUGGAGAAAGUUAUAAUGAACGACAACCAACUGAUGGCAAAAAUAAUAAUUAUGAUGAUGAGAAUAUAGGAAUAGGAGAGAAAGAAAAUGGAACAAAACAGUUAGGAAAUAGUACUUCAUACAAAUACGAUGAGAAAUAUUAUAAAGAUGUAAACACAUUAAAUGGGAAUGCAAAUGUGCUAAAGAGCGAUGAACAUAAUGCAGGUUAUGAUAGUCUUUUAACAUGCCUUCUUUUUAUAUUUCAAUGCCAUUAUAUUUUAAGAAAAAAUAAUUUAUCCUGGAAAAACCUUUACUUUACUAAUACAAAUAUUAUGAAUGAAAAUAAAAAGCAUUUUUUGGAUAUAUUUUCAAAUAUGUGUAACAAAAUAAAAAUUGUUAAAACACAACCAAAUGUUGUUUCGUUAACGAGUUCAGAAAAUUAUGAAAUGGCAAGACAUUUUUAUAUGUAUGAUUAUCCAAAUUAUUUUAAAAAAUGGGAAAUAAUGAAAAUAUGGUCACCUAUUUGGAUAACCUUGAGUAAGGUAGAUGAUCAAUCAUGCUGGAUCAUAGCAAAAAGUGAUGACGAUGCAAAAAAUAUUAAAAUGAUUUAUAAAAUGUUGCAGAAUCCACAAUUCAAGUUAUGCACAUAUGAAGAAUAUUUGAAUAAAUUUAAAUCUAAAUGA
Plasmodium berghei ANKA is the source of this 2349-nucleotide messenger RNA. RefSeq names its product poly(A)-specific ribonuclease PARN, putative. Gene Ontology annotation, molecular function: 3'-5'-RNA exonuclease activity; RNA binding. The record is from RefSeq and is a predicted model, not a curated record. The coding region runs from base 1 to 2349 and encodes 782 amino acids. The transcript has a single exon. NCBI's taxonomy places the organism in Eukaryota, Apicomplexa, Aconoidasida, Haemosporida, Plasmodiidae. Gene Ontology annotation, cellular component: cytoplasm.